Molecule: messenger RNA, 3664 nt
Organism: Ficedula albicollis (Collared flycatcher)
Lineage: Eukaryota; Metazoa; Chordata; Aves; Passeriformes; Muscicapidae
Gene: PDIA4
Product: protein disulfide isomerase family A member 4
Exons: 10
Biological process (GO): response to endoplasmic reticulum stress; protein folding
Cellular component (GO): endoplasmic reticulum; endoplasmic reticulum lumen; cell surface
Molecular function (GO): protein disulfide isomerase activity
Source: RefSeq, a predicted model, not a curated record
GGGGUGGCGCGGGGCGCGGCGGCACAGGAGGAGGAUGGCGACGGAGAAUCUGUUAGAAAAGAAGCUGACGAUGAUGGCGGUGAUGAUGACGAUGAAGAAGAUGACGAAGAUGAUGAAGAUUCUGUAGUUAAAGAAGAAAAUGGUGUAUUAGUCUUGAAUGAUGCAAACUUUGACACCUUCACUGCAGAUAAGGAUACCGUGCUGCUGGAGUUCUAUGCACCAUGGUGUGGGCAUUGCAAACAGUUUGCUCCUGAGUAUGAAAAGAUAGCCAAAACUCUGAAGGAAAAUGACCCUCCUAUUCCUGUAGCCAAAAUAGAUGCUACUGCAGCCACUUCACUGUCAAGUCGUUUUGAUGUCAGUGGCUACCCAACCAUCAAAAUCCUGAAGAAAGGCCAAGCUGUUGACUAUGAUGGGUCUCGGACAGAAGAUGCUAUUGUGGCCAAAGUCAAGGAGGUUUCUGACCCAAACUGGACCCCUCCACCCGAAGCUACUCUGGUAUUGACCCAGGAUAAUUUUGAUGAAGUUGUGAAUGAUGCUGACAUUAUCCUGGUGGAGUUCUAUGCUCCAUGGUGUGGACACUGCAAGAGGCUUGCUCCAGAAUAUGAGAAGGCUGCCCAGGAGCUCAGCAAGCGCACACCUCCCAUCCCCCUGGCUAAAGUUGAUGCCACAGCUGAAACUGAGCUUGCAAAGAAGUUUGACGUUACUGGCUACCCAACUCUCAAAAUCUUCCGCAAGGGCAAACCUUAUGACUACAGUGGUCCACGUGAAAAAUAUGGUAUUGUCGACUACAUGAUUGAACAGGCUGGUCCUCCAUCCAAACAGAUUCAGGCUACCAAGCAGGUACAGGAAUUUCUUAGGGAUGGGGAUGAUGUCAUCAUCAUUGGUGUCUUUAGUGGAGAGAAUGACAAAACCUAUCAGCUCUAUCAGGAAGCAGCCAACGGUUUGAGAGAAGAUUAUAAGUUCCAUCACACCUUCAGCAACGAGAUUGCAAAACUAUUGAAAACGUCCCCUGGAAAACUGGUUGUCAUGCAGCCAGAAAAAUUUCAGUCAAAGUAUGAGCCCAAGAUGCAUGUUCUGAAUCUUAAAGACUCUACAGAUGGAUCUGAGAUUAAAGAGCACGUGCUAAAACAUGCUUUGCCUCUAGUUGGUCAUCGCAAGCUUUCCAAUGAUGCCAAGAGAUAUUCUAAGCGUCCUCUAGUGGUCGUUUACUAUUCUGUGGACUUCAGUUUUGACUACCGUGUUGCUACGCAGUACUGGAGAAGCAAAGUCCUGGAAGUGGCUAAAGACUUCCCUGAAUAUGUGUUUGCUGUUUCUGAUGAGGAAGAUUAUUCUUCUGAAAUAAAAGAUUUGGGCCUGCUUGAGAGUGGAGAGGAUGUCAAUGCUGCCAUUCUGGAUGAAGGUGGCAAGAAGUAUGCCAUGGAGCCAGAAGAAUUUGACUCUGAUGUACUCAGACAGUUCGUGCUGGCUUUCAAGAAAGGAAAACUGAAGCCAAUUGUCAAGUCCCAGCCAGUGCCAAAAAAUAACAAAGGGCCUGUGAAAGUGGUAGUGGGUAAAACUUUUGAUACCAUAGUGAUGGAUCCAAAGAAUGAUGUUCUCAUAGAGUUCUAUGCUCCAUGGUGUGGACACUGCAAGAAACUAGAACCAGUGUAUAAUGAGCUAGGUAAAAAAUACAAGAAUGAGAAAAAUCUGAUUAUAGCCAAGAUGGAUGCUACUGCCAACGACGUGACGAAUGAUCACUACAAAGUGGAGGGAUUCCCCACCAUCUACUUUGCUCCAAAGGACAAGAAGAACAACCCUAUUAAAUUUGAAGGCGGGGACAGAGAUCUAGAGCAUUUGAGCAAAUUUAUAGAGGAGCAUGCAACAAAACUCUCCAGAACAAAAGAAGAGCUUUAGAUAAGAUGAGGGUGGAGAAGAAAAAUUGUUUGUACAAUGUAGUUAAAAUCGAGUUACUGACAAAACUUGGUGAGAGAAGAAUUAUGCAGUUUUGAGCAAAGAGAUUCUUGAGCAGUAAAGCAAUUGCAGUAUCUUUUUUUUUUAUAUGGCAGAUGAGUUUUUUUUCUGGACACUGAACUUAAUACUCUAAUAUGGAUGUCUUAUGUUAGUUACUGUUUUGAUCUUUGGAGAAAAAUACAUCCUUUAUUUUUUGUGACUAUCUUGAGCUUUAUUCUUUGACUCCAAUGCAGCUGUUUUUAAGUUGAAAGAUACCACCAAAAAGAGAAAAGUAGAUCCCUCAGACAAACAGAUUUAUCUUAUUUAUUGUUAUGGUUACUGGGGGGAGCAAUCUUUUCAGUUAGUCUUUUCUUUAUGUUUCUGUGUACCUAUUUAUGUGACUCUAUCACUGUAUUCAUUGCUGAGGAUAAGAAUGGAGGUUUUCUAAAGUGUGGAUGAAUUAUUUGGUCUUAUACCAAGAACACAGGGACUUGCUAACUAAAUAUGCUUUAGAUCUGUUUUAGCUUUGUGUGUCUCUGUAGAGAGUAUGGUAAAGCAGCGAGUUUUUCUGAUAUACUUCUCUUUACUACUCUUUAUUGACCCAUUUACAUCUCAGUCUUCCUAGAUAUGUUUUGGUGUAAUUGGAGUAUGGCAGAAAAAGAUCAUCUAGUGGGUGGAAAUGCUGGGAUUCUGGUUCAGAUCUAUGUGUUACUGUCUUUCCUUUUGCAGAGAGGAAAGUUUGAUUCUUCUUUGGGUAAGCAGACUGAGACCUUCUAAUGGCCUUUAUUACUCUAUCAGGAAUUGCAGGUACAAAGAAUAAUCACAUCUUCUGUGUGCCCCUGUUUGAAGCAUAUGCAUUUAAAAGUGGAUUUUUGUCUUGAAUGGUCCAGUUUAGAUAUGUCCAUAAAUUAGGGGUCUUGUUGAGGUUGCAGGCUUACAUGCUCUAGAAGAACUGUCUUCCUCUUCUCAGCGCUGUGAUGCUGUGGUGUGUGCAACUUGAGUGUCCCUGAGGCAGUUUUGAUUCACGUUUUGUUUUACAGGUAGUUUUUCUCCUGGCAGCACUGUUUUCUGUCUUGCAAAAUAUCACCAGUCUUCCUUCAGUAAUUGCUUGUUGCAUUGGUUUUUAGAUUUUUGGAGGGUGUGCAAAUCUAAAACCAUUACCCAAUCUUUUUUGGUUUUUUCUUCUGAGGAGAUGCAUUCUUCUUUGUAGUAAGGAUAAACCCGUGUCCAGGGAGUGGCUGUUCAGGUAGAGUCUGAGGACCUAAAAGAGGAUGCAAGGGGGUACGUAGUCCUUAUACUUUCCUAUUGCACUUGUCACCCCUAUUGAAGGGAUGUUCUUCCCUUCUGCCUUAACAGGGGACUGUCCCCCACUGUUAACAAUCCACACAGCAAACGAUAACUAUCAAAUUCUUGCAGAUGUGUAUGGGACUACAUGAAGGCUUUUCCUUAAUUAAUGGUUUAGCCAAGGAUAGAGAACAAAGCUCACCAGCAGAUUAUGAAUGAGAGGGACAGUAUCAAAUCUCCUGGGAGUGCCGGGGUGUGCCUGAAUGCUAUUCGGCUUCUGUUGUUUAUUAGCAAAAGCUGGGAAAUGCUAAGCAACUAAGUGUUAAAGCAGUGUCAUCAUUUACCUCAGGCCCUGGCAUUUUCCAUCUCCUCUUCUCACAUUAGAGGGCUUUUUUUUUUUUCUACUGUCCUUAAGUCUUAAGCCUGUUAAGCGUAGGCUUCAUCUUACCAG